AUGAAGCUCACAGCGACGAUCCUGGCUCUCAACCUCCCCUCCCUGGGUCUGGCCUCGGUCUAUAAUUACUGGGCAUUCUUAAAGAAACCUUCGGCUGGACUGAGCGAUCAGUUCGGCUUUAACGGGGUUGAUGUUGGGUACACCGGCCUUCAGCUGUGUCCCGACAGCCGACGUAGACAGGUCGUUCAUGCAGCCUUUUCCUCAUUCCAGAAUGGAACGACUACCAAGCAUAAGAACUGUCAUUCAGGAGCUGAUGGCAGCCUCGGAGUUAGGUGCGCUCUUGACAUUUUCGGUGACUAUUCUCACUUCUACAACAUUACCGUGAAGAAUACUGGCGGCACAACCUGGAGAGGAACUCUUAUCGACACAGUCACUGGAAAGUCUGAUGUAAUCGGCGAGUGGAUGCUUCCAUCUUCCGCAGGCAAAAUGCUGAAUGGACGAGUCGGCUUUUUUGAGUACUACAACUGGAGCGAUGGUACAACCAAUCACGAUUGUUCUAAGCAGCCCUUCAGUAGUCAAGUGUUCUUCGGCAACCCCACCUCAAAGACAAAAGGAGCUAGUGGUGGCAAAAUCAUCCUCAUUUACGAGGCCAGCGAAUGCGUCAAAGAAGCUCAACCUGAAGGCCACUCAGACUGGCAAGGGAUAUCAGAUUCAGGCUGGUUUCAAGAAGGAAUUUUUAUUGGUUCACCCGGCUUUUCCACUUAG
Fusarium oxysporum Fo47 is the source of this 705-nucleotide messenger RNA. RefSeq lists its product as uncharacterized. The record is from RefSeq and is a predicted model, not a curated record. The transcript is spliced from 3 exons. Bases 1 to 705 code for a protein of 234 amino acids. Lineage: Eukaryota; Fungi; Ascomycota; Sordariomycetes; Hypocreales; Nectriaceae.